Molecule: messenger RNA, 1645 nt
Organism: Labeo rohita (rohu)
Lineage: Eukaryota; Metazoa; Chordata; Actinopteri; Cypriniformes; Cyprinidae
Gene: fcer1g
Product: Fc epsilon receptor IgFc epsilon receptor Ig
Exons: 5
Coding region: 116-415 (99 amino acids)
Biological process (GO): cell surface receptor signaling pathway
Cellular component (GO): Fc-epsilon receptor I complex
Molecular function (GO): IgE receptor activity
Source: RefSeq, a predicted model, not a curated record
CACAACUUCCCUCUUGCCUGACUCUGAUGUGCUUUUCACAUCUGUUCACUGAAAGUCUUUUUUGGAGGCGUGUGUCCCGUGAGGUUGUACGCAGAAGCAAAUCCAAGAUUUUUUGAUGACGAUGUUGAUGAAGGUCGGGUUGUCCUUCUCUCUUCUGUCUAUUUGGCUGAGCUUCGGCAGUGCUGAUGCGAUGAGUUUGAAAGAGCCGCAGAUAUGCUACAUCUUGGACGCGGUUUUGUUCGUCUAUGGGAUUGUUCUCACUGUCCUGUACUGCAGAAUGAAGAUGCGAAGUAAAAAAGCAGAAAAAUAUUCAGGGAAGCAAGAUGCCGGCGAAGGGGUUUAUGAGGGUCUCAAGCCUCAUGAUCAGGACACAUAUGAGACCAUCAAAAUGAAAAAAGGAAAAGGAAAAGCAUAAGCCUCGAAGCAACAGGAAGGAAGCAAGUUUCUGGACUUAAUACCACUGUCAUCUAUAUCAUGUCUCUACUGCAAAUAAGCUUUGAAACUUAUUGCAAGAAGAAUAUUUUAUGUUUAUACUGUAAAAACUUUUGGUAAUCAUUUGGCUUUUUGUUCGCAAUUUGAUUGACAGGCAGACACCAAAUAGAGCUAAUCAAACAGAGUGCCUAAGGAUUUUUAUGUGAUUCUACUUGUUUAAUAAUUUAAAUGAAUGUAUUUUUUUCUGUUCGCCUUUAAUCUACAUUUGACGCUUCUAACAUGUAUACCACAGCUGCGUGUCACUAUUUUUCGAGGCUAACUUCCUGCUCUAGCUUCUAUAGCAACAUGCCACCAACCCCACAGAGUCCGAGUCAUUUCCUGUUUUAAAGAGUACAUGAGUGGUCUGACAAAAAGUGCAUCUGACUUUGACCACAGGUGUGAGAGAUGGAAACAGAGGUGUGCUUGAUUGUAUAUGUGUGUAGGCCUGUUCUUUCCAUUGGUUUACGAAUAAGCACCCAUAUUGUUUUGCUCUGUGGCAAAAAUCUAUUUUGUUUCCUGCUACAUGUGGCAUUCGAGAAAGCAACUAGAUAUGAAACGAAAGUUAUACACCACUGAUGGUCAGAAUUUACUUUCAGUUUAUUGUAAGAGUAAAUUUGUUGAUUCCAGUUUGUUUUACGUGACAUGCUUUUUUGUGGUCAAUAUCUAAUACUGUCAUCAUGAAAUGGUCUCAUUUCCUUUCCACAAAACAGUCUGUUUUCAGGUCUUGCAUUAAUCGAUUUGCAGAUACUGUAGUGAUUGUAAAUGUUUUAUUUUGCCGAAAUGAACAAGAAUUAAAUGUAAUUGUUUAUUUAUUUUGUUUUGUUUUUGUUAUUGUCUUAUAAUAUUUGAUCAGCUUGUAAUGUAAGCACACCUACAAUAUCUAAGAUGAGAAAAAUAAUAAUGAGAGAACCGUAUUUGAACAGCGAAAUUACAUGGUCUUAUUUAUUUCAAAAUUGUUUAUUUUUGGUCUUACAUCAGUAGAUAUGCAGAUAUUGUAAUGGAGAUUAUAAAAUUAACAAGAACUAAAACUUCUUUGUGUUUUUUAACAUUUGUGUGUGUGUGUGUGUUUUUUAUUUUAUUUUGUUAGUUUCUUUACUAUUUGAUCAGAUUGUAAUGUAGGCACACGUACAAUAUGUAAGAUUAAAAGUACUGCAUUAUGGUCUUUAUUUCAAAA